Messenger RNA from Hyposmocoma kahamanoa, 2145 nucleotides. Its product is annotated as lachesin-like. Bases 268 to 1596 code for a protein of 442 amino acids. The transcript has 9 exons. Lineage: Eukaryota; Metazoa; Arthropoda; Insecta; Lepidoptera; Cosmopterigidae. Gene Ontology annotation, cellular component: neuron projection. The record is from RefSeq and is a predicted model, not a curated record.
UCAUACCGCCGCCGCCACGCGCACUCUCCACCACUCACGAUACGAACGUGCGAUACGAAACUUAGACAUCCAAUGUUCUGUAUUUCUUCAAUAAAUUUUACAAAAGUAAUCAAAAGAGUUGUAACUCAUGUCAAAAGUUAGAUCUUAGUUAGUUCUAGGUUUUUAUUUCAAAUUAAUGUUCGGAAUACAAACUUGAAAGUUGAGUAAAAGUUAGUGCUAUAUAGGUAGAGGUACUUGUAUUAAAGAUUGAUUAUUUGGUGAUGUGAGAUGGGUGAGGGCCGCGAACUUCGAGGGUGCUGGUGGAAGGGAACAACACUGGUUCUAGUGCGAUGCGCGUGGGCAUGCGCGCUGUUCGCCGCCGCGGCUGGUGCGCACCCCGACGUCGACACUUCCACAGGACUUGGUGAAAACACGCUUACCAAUUCAGUAGUGGAAGAGCCAGAGUUCACCGAUGUGAUACAGAACGUGACCGUACCAGCUGGUCGAAGUGUUCGACUUGCUUGCUCCGUCAAAAACUUAGGCUCAUAUAAGGUGGCGUGGAUGCACUUCGAGCAGUCAGCCAUUCUGACGGUACACAAUCACGUGAUAACUCGAAACCCGCGCGUAAGCGUGACACACGACAAGCAUCGCACGUGGUUCUUGCACAUUUCCGACGUGCGCGAGGAGGACCGCGGUCGUUAUAUGUGCCAGAUCAACACCGUCACUGCUAAGACCCAAUUUGGAUAUUUACAUGUUGUCGUGCCACCAACGAUCGACGAUUCUCUCAGCUCGAGCGACGUUAUCGUUCGCGAGGGCGCCAACGUCACGCUGACGUGUCGCGCUAAUGGCUCGCCUAAGCCCACCAUCAAAUGGAAACGGGACGAUAACUCGAAAAUUUCCAUCAGCAGAGGACACGUAGUAUCCGAUUGGGAAGGAGAAGUGUUAGACAUGGCGAGGAUAUCCCGAUUGGACAUGGGAGCUUACCUUUGCAUAGCCAGUAAUGGAGUGCCUCCCACCGUCUCGAAGCGAGUCAAAGUCAGCGUUGAUUUUCCACCAAUGUUAUGGAUACCACACCAGCUAGUAGGAGCCCCACUCUACUAUAACGUGACUCUGGAAUGCUUCACUGAAGCACACCCAACAUCUUUGAACUAUUGGACUCGAGAUGACGGUCAUAUGAUACACGAAAGUCCUAAAUACCACAUGGAGAAUUCUGUUGGGGUGCCAGCGUAUAAGACACAUAUGAAACUGUUGAUCAGACAUAUUGUGCAGGAAGAUUAUGGAACUUAUAAAUGUGUGGCAAAGAAUCCUAGAGGAGAGUCUGAUGGCACUAUACGUUUGUAUACUUCUUCUCCACCGACAACAACUCCGGAUCCCCGCGCGAUGACUGUCCCACCACCUUCGCGACCGCCGCGUCGUGAUACCCCUGCCACUGAUAAAGGAACGAAGUAUCAAUCGAAUCUGAAUGAAAUCGAUAAGGGGAAACAGAAGCCAGACGAAGGUGGUGGGAAGACGCAUCUGAAUUGGGUGGGAGGAGCGUCGCAAGUGACAGGCGACGCUGAUUGGAGAAGAAGCCAUUUAUGGAGCUUAAUUUUAUUUAUCAUACCAGUAUUCUUUUAGAUACUUAUGAGUUAUUAAGUUUACGCAAACAUACAGUCCAGUUUGUACCUACGCUACCUAAUAAUAUUUUAACAUAAGCAAUCUUAGGAAAAGCCGCACAUUAGCACAAAUAAGCAUUGAAAUCAGUUAAUUGGAAUCGCCUAUCCUACUAGUAGCCUUUAUAAUAUGCCAAGGCAGUACCACGUAGUCCAAAUUAAUUUACAAUGUUACUUCAAAGUUAUAUUUAAGUUGUAGACAAUUCUGAAGAUUGUAGACGAAACUCUCCGUUGCUUACACAUAUUCAAAGUUUAGUGCUGUAACUAACGUCCUAAAAUGAGCUUUAGAGAUUAAACAACGCGUCUCACCCUCACUCUCCCAAAAUUGUAUGCAAAUUUCUUGAUUGUUUUAAACUAAAUGUAAAAAUAUAAUUGUCCUCGAAAACAGGUAAUUUAGUUUAGAAUAUAUAAAAUAUAAAUUAGUAGUGACCGUAUUAUCAUAAAUUAUACAUACAAUAGUUAUUAGUUUUACGUUUAAAACAUAAACCGAAUAAUAUUUUAUAUGUAUAAACGU